Molecule: messenger RNA, 4491 nt
Organism: Scomber japonicus (chub mackerel)
Lineage: Eukaryota; Metazoa; Chordata; Actinopteri; Scombriformes; Scombridae
Product: neurexin-1a-like
Exons: 24
Coding region: 1-4491 (1496 amino acids)
Source: RefSeq, a predicted model, not a curated record
AUGGCAGUGUGUGUUUGGGUGGCGGCCCCCCUGCUCUUCCUGGGGCUGUGCCUGUGCAGCGUGGGGGGCCAGGCCCAAGGGGAGGUCCUGGAGUUUGGAGGUGUUUCCAGUCAGUGGGGGCGUUUUCCGGUGUGGAACGCCUGCUGCGAGAGUGUGCUGAGCUUCAGCCUGCGGACUCACAGCCAGGAGGGCCUGCUGCUCUACCUGGAUGAUGAGGGCUUCUGCGAUUUCCUGGAGCUGCUGCUCCUCCACGGCCACCUCCGCCUGCGCUUCUCUAUCUUCUGUGCUGAGCCGGCCGAGCUGCAGUCAGGCGUGGCGGUUAGUGACGGGCACUGGCAUGCAGUGCGUGUCAAGCGGGACUGGAGGAACACCACUUUGGAGGUGGACGGGCGACAAGAGGGAUGGGCACAGGUGAAGAGCAAGAGAAGAGACAUGACAAUAUUCAGCCACACCUUUAUGGGCGGGGUGACGCCAGAGCUCCACUCCUCGCCCCUGCGUCUCACCUCUCCGUCGGUGCGGGAACACCCUGCCUUCCGUGGCUGGAUCACGGCGGUGAGCAUCAAUGGCUCACUAGUGACACUGGACAGCUCAGAGGGUGUCACAGUAACACCUGGAUGUGGGCCGGACCACCAGUGCCAAAAUGGAGGGGUGUGCAGCGUGGUCAACGACCAGGCCGUCUGCGACUGCUCUGACACGGGUUUCCAAGGCAACGACUGCAGCGAAGGUCUGGCACACCUGAUGAUUGGCGACCAAGCUCGCGAGGAGUAUGUUGCCACCUUCAAGGGCUCUGAGUAUUUCUGCUAUGACCUGUCGCCCAACCCCAUCCAGUCUAGCAGCGAUGAAAUCACACUUUCCUUCAAGACACUGCAGCGCAACGGCCUGAUGCUGCACACCGGCAAGUCAGCCGACUACGUCAACCUGGCACUGAAGAACGGUGCUGUGUCGCUUGUCAUCAACCUCGGCUCCGGGGCCUUCGAGGCCUUGGUAGAGCCCGUCAACGGCAAGUUCAACGACAACUCCUGGCACGAUGUCAAAGUCACCCGCAACCUGAGACAGCACUCAGGCAUUGGACACGCUAUGGUAAACAAACUCCAUUGUUCGGUGACCAUAUCUGUGGACGGCAUCCUGACCACCACGGGCUACACCCAGGAGGACUACACCAUGUUGGGCUCUGACGACUUCUUCUACGUGGGUGGGAGCCCCAGCACCGCUGACCUCCCUGGUUCUCCAGUCAGCAAUAACUUCAUGGGCUGUCUCAAAGAGGUGGUGUACAAGAACAAUGAUGUACGGUUGGAGCUGUCUAGACUGGCUAAACAGGGAGACCCAAAGAUGAAGGUAAGUGGGGUGGUGUCCUUUAAGUGCGAGAGUGUAGCAACGCUGGACCCCGUGACCUUUGACACCCCAGAAUCUUUCGUGGCACUGAACAAGUGGACAGCAAAGAAGGCAGGAUCCAUCUCGUUUGACUUCAGGACCACAGAGCCCAACGGGUUGAUGCUCUUCAGUCACGGCAAACCCAGACAGCAGCAACGAAAGGACCCCCGCACGCCUCCUACUAUCAAGGUGGAUUUCUUCGCUAUUGAGAUGCUGGAUGGACAUCUGUACUUAUUGCUGGACAUGGGAUCAGGAACCACCAAAACCAAGGCCAUCGACAGGAAGGUCAAUGAUGGAGAAUGGUAUCACGUGGACUUCCAGAGGGACGGGCGCUCAGGAACCAUCUCAGUGAACAGUGUGCGAACUGCAUACACGGCUCCAGGAGACAGUGAGAUCUUGGACCUGGAUGACACCCUUUAUCUCGGAGGACUACCUGAGGACCGUGCUGGACUCAUCUUUCCUACAGAGGUGUGGACAGCUCUGUUGAACUACGGUUACGUGGGCUGCAUCAGAGACCUGUUUGUGGACGGGCAGAGUAAAGACAUCCGGCGGCUUGCAGAGGCUCAGAGGGCGGUGGGCGUCAAGCCUUCGUGCUCCAGAGAGCCACCCAAACAAUGCCUCUCCAACCCCUGCCAGCACAAUGGCAACUGCAGGGAGGGAUGGAAUCGCUACGUCUGCGACUGCUCUGGGACGGGUUACCUGGGGCGCUCUUGUGAAAGAGAUGCAACUAUCCUGUCGUACGACGGCAGUAAGUUUAUGAAGGUGCAGUUGCCUGUGGCGAUGCACACCGAGGCGGAGGACGUCUCGCUACGGUUUCGCUCCCAGCGGGCCUAUGGCGUUCUCAUGGCAACCACAUCCCGUAACUCCGCAGACACCCUUCGUCUGGAGCUGGAUGGGGGCCGUGUCCGACUCACUGUCAACCUAGGUACACACAUGAACAUAUACACAAAUGCUCACGGCGUGGAGAACUGUAUCAGGAUAAACUGUACAUCCAGUAAAGGCCCAGAGACCAUCUUUGCGGGGUCGGGCCUCAAUGAUAAUGAGUGGCACACAGUGAGAGUAGUCCGGCGUGGCAAGAGCCUCAAGCUCACCGUGGACGACAUGCAGCCAGUUGAAGGUCAAAUGGCGGGCGAUCACACCCAGCUAGAGUUCCACAAUGUGGAGACUGGUAUUGUGACGGAGAAGCGCUACAUACCCGCCGUGCCCUCCAAUUUCAUCGGCCACCUUCAGGGCCUGGCGCUGAACGGCAUGCCUUACAUCGACCUGUGUAAGAACGGCGACAUCGACUACUGCGAGCUCAACGCUGUUAUCGGCUAUAAGACCAUUGUGGCUGAUCCCGUCACCUUCCGCUCGCGCUCCAGUUUUGUCACACUGCCCACGCUACAGGCCUACUACUCCAUGCAUCUCUUCAUGCAGUUCAAGACAACCUCCCCCGACGGCCUUAUUCUCUACAACAGGGGAGACGGCAAUGACUUCAUAGUGGUAGAGCUGGUUAAAGGUUACCUUCACUACAUCUCUGACCUGGGCAAUGGAGCACACUUGAUCAAGGGCAAUUCUAACAGUCCUCUAAAUGACAACCACUGGCACAAUGUGCACAUUUCCAGAGAUACGAACAAUCUUCACACGGUCAAGAUUGACACCAAGGUCACUACGCAGACCACCACAGGCGCCAAGAAUCUCGACCUAAAGGGUGACCUGUACAUCGGGGGCGUCUCCAAAGAAAUGUACCGGGACCUACCUAAGCUGGUCCAUUCCCGCGAAGGAUUUCAAGGUUGCCUAGCAACAGUUGAUCUAAAUGGCCGGCUCCCUGACCUUUUGGCUGAUGCCUUGGCAACUAUGGGACAAGUAGAGAGAGGCUGUGAAGGUCCCAGCACUACCUGUCAGGAAGACUCCUGCUCAAAUCAGGGAGUUUGUUUGCAGCAGUGGGAGGGUUUCACCUGCGACUGCAGUAUGACUUCAUAUGCUGGGCCACUAUGCAAUGAUGCUGGGACAACUUAUAUCUUCGGCCGUGAUGGAGGCGUGGUGGUUUACACAUGGCCCCCUAAUGAACGUCCGAGCACCAGGGCAGACAGGCUUGCCCUUGGAUUCAGCACUCAACAAAAACACGCCACUCUUCUCCGGGUGGACAGCGCAUCUGGCCUGGGAGACUACCUACAGCUGCAGAUAGACAAAGGCAACAUUAGAGUAGUGUUUAAUGUUGGCACUGAUGACAUCAACAUCGAGGAGAGCACCAAGUUUGUCAACGAUGGGAAGUACCACAUAAUUCGGUUCACCCGCAGCGGAGGCAAUGCUACCCUCCAACUGGACGACCUGCCUGUCAUAGAACGCUAUCCCUCAGGCAACAUUGAUAACGAGCGCCUGGCCAUCGCCAGACAGCGAAUCCCCUAUCGGCUCGGUCGAGUAGUUGACGAUUGGCUACUCGACAAAGGUCGCCAGCUGACCAUCUUCAACAGCCAGACGACGGUGCGUGUCGGUGGAGCCGAGCGAGGCGCUGGCAUGUUCCAAGGUCAGCUCUCCGGCCUCUACUACAACGGCCUCCGCAUCCUCAACAUGGCCGCCGAGGGGCACCCGCACAUCAGGGUGGAGGGCAGCGCGCGACUGGUGGGCGACAUGCCGUCCUCCUCCAUCACCCCGCAGUCCAGUGCUGCCGCUGGUGGCAACCGCUCAGACUCCGCCCCCUCCCUUAGUGACAUCACAACCACCACAGCCUCUAACAGGAAACAGGGCGCCACACAGCAGUCGGCAGAUGACUUGCUGGUGGCGUCAGCGGAGUGUCCAAGUGAUGAUGAAGACAUUGACCCCUGUGACCCCAGUUCAGCCCGUCCCCCCCUGACGGAGGUGAAGGUGUUCCCAGGUCCGUCCGAGGUGGUGCGGGAGAGCAGCAGCACCACGGGCAUGGUGGUGGGCAUCGUGGCAGCCGCUGCCCUCUGCAUCCUUAUCCUCCUCUACGCCAUGUACAAGUACCGCAACCGCGACGAGGGCUCCUACCACGUGGACGAGAGCCGUAACUACAUCAGCAACUCGGCCACACAGCCCAACGGCAGCGCCAAGGACAAGCCACUGGGCAUCGCCAAGAUCUCCAAGAACAAGAAGAACAAAGACAAGGAGUACUACGUCUGA